UGGCAUCCCUGGGAACUGAAAUCCAUCAGGGCAUGACAGAGUUUAAAUAGGCGACACACACUCUCUCCCUGCAGAUUCACACUUGCUGGGACGUCUAUCUAAACUACAUCACCAGGAGAAGAGAAUACUCAUACUCUCAACAGCAACUAUGGCGCUUGAGAUAAGCAAAGUCGAGCUCCACGUCAAGGAAAACAAUAAGGAGCACCGCACUGAUGACGUAACCGUAAAACGUUUGAUGGUGCGGCGUGGCCAGAACUUCAAAAUCACUCUCAAGACCAAUCGGCAGUUCCAGCCUGAUACCGACACGCUAAUUUUUACUGCGGAGACAGGACCCAAACCAUCAGAGGAAAAGGGCACGCGUUGCGUGUUUGGUUUCCCAAAGUUGACGGGUGCAAAGAAAGCAUGGACAGCACUGGUACAGGAGAGUGGCCGAUCUUCCAUGACCUUGGCCAUAAGCAGCCCAGCUGAUGCCAGUGUGGGCUCUUACAAUCUGUAUAUGAGGGAAGGGUCACACGCCACCCCUCAAUCCAUCACAAAUAUGGUGCUCCUCUUUAACCCCUGGUGCACAGAGGACUGGGUGCACCUCCCAGAGGAAGCUGAGAGGCAGGAGUAUGUGAUGGCUGAGCAGGGCAUCAUCUACAGAGGAUCUGCUGACCGCAUCGGCCCCCUUGCCUGGAACUUUGGACAGUUUGAGGAGGAUAUGGUGGACAUCUGCAUGAAGCUGCUGGACAUGAACCCCAAGUGUCUGAGGGACCCUGCUGAGGACUUCUCUGCCCGCUGCAACCCCAUCUAUGUAGGGAGGGUGGUCAGUGCUAUGAUCAAUUCUAAUGAUGACCGUGGUAUCCUGGCGGGCCGCUGGCAAACACCGUACUCCGGCGGUGUGGCCCCCACCCACUGGAGCAGCAGCGUGGACAUCCUGCGGCGCUGGUACAAGAGUUAUUACUCCCCCGUGAAGUACGGCCAGUGCUGGGUGUUCGCUGGGGUCAUGUGCACAGUUUUGAGGUGUCUGGGAAUCCCAUGCCGUGUAGUCAGCAAUUUCCAGUCUGCCCACGACACUGAUAAAAACCUGACCAUCGAUGAGUACUACACAGACCACGGGGUUCGGCCUAAGGAGAGCCAUGACAGUGUGUGGAACUUCCACGUGUGGGUAGAGGGAUGGAUGAAGCGGCCAGACCUCUCUGGGGAUUCAACAUACGAUGGCUGGCAGGUGCUGGACCCCACCCCACAGGAGAAGAGUUCAGGAGUGUUCUGCUGUGGUCCGUGCCCUGUGAAGGCUGUUCGGGAGGGAUACACCGACCUGAAGUACGACAUUCCGUUCGUCUUCGCUGAAGUGAACGCCGAUCAAGUCAUCUGGAUGCUCAUGAGAGACGGCUCAAAGCACAGGCUCCACACUGCAACUAGUAAUGUUGGCCAGAACAUCAGCACUAAAGCUGUAGGCGCAUACAGACGGGAGGACAUCACAGCCAGCUACAAAUACCCAGAGGUUUCUAAGAAGGAGCGUCUGGUGUUUGAGGAAGCUGUGAGGAGAGGAAACGAACACAAGCCUCGCCCUCAGCUGUCACUGAAGCCUCCUGCGCUGAAGCUGGAGAUCACAGAGGAGAAGGAGUCAAUUACGGGACAGGAUCUGGAGCUGAGUCUGCUCCUCCAUAGUGAGCACUUGCGGGAGCUCAGCGUGCAAAUCAACGCUCAGGCCAUGAGGUACACAGGCGUGCCCGACAGCCUGGUGUACAGGGAGGAGAAGGAUGUCCUGCUGCAGCCCAAGCAGGACCUCAAGAUUUCCAUCCGGAUCCCAUUCUCCUUAUAUGGGACCAAGAUGCUGGACAACAGCAGUCUAAAGGUCUCGGCACUGGUGCACGACAAGCAGCACCCAGGAGAUGGCUACCUAGCUGUGAAGAACAUCGUACCGCAGGAGCCUACAAUCACCAUCCAGGCGCCCAGCACAUGUCAGCAGUUUACAGAGAUGACGGUGGAGGUCAUCUUUGACAACCCCAUAUCCAGCACACUCAGAGAUGGCGUCCUUACGCUAACAGGCAGUGGGCUGUUGCGUCAUCCCAUGGUGACCAGAAUUCCGGUGCUUAAGGCUGAUCAGCGUGUGCGUGUUCAGAUCCCUUUCACGCCCUACCGAGCCGGUUCCAGGAAGCUGAUGGCAGAUUUGGACUGUGACACCUUCAGGGACAUCAAGGCCAGCUGUAAUGUGGAGGUCAAACCCAACCUGGUGGUUUGCCCACCCUGCACAACCUUCAACGAGUUCAUCUAUGGAGCAUAAAUGGACAAUGGGGGGCUGAUAGAACCACAUAUUGCCCUUUUCCUGUUGAUAUGAACUGAGUGUUUAUAUUAUUUUGUAUCAUCUGACUCUCACACCCCUGGAUAUGCACUCUGUGUUUGUCAGGAAUGAGUUAAGUACUAGUUAGAAGAGAUAGCAGUAGACGAAAGAUAAGGAGAGGUAGAGGAUGGGGGAGAAAGUGCAAGUUAGGAAAGGAGGUGAUCUCUGAAGAGUUGGGUCAUCAGCACUAAAGCUGUAGGCGCAGACAGAUGGGAGGACAUCACAGCCAGCUACAAAUACCCAGAGGGUGAGGGGAACAUCACACACACCUGCCAACCCUACGCUUCUUCUUGCAUAGUGGUACAGCUUCACACACACACACACACACACACUUUCUUUCUUUCUCUCUCUCUCUCUCUCUCUGGGGGGAGGGGGGAGGUCUCCUCAACAGUAAUGUUCCACACCAGUGCAACACUCUACCCUAUAGUACUGAAACUCAGUGCUACAGCAUGCAUGUUAUCAGAACAGGCGAGACAUAUUUUACAAGCAUAACAAGAGACUUAGCCAACAUACUCACUGCAGAAAAAAGCGAGACAUGAUGUUCAUGAAGCUAAUGUUGUAACUCACCAGGAGACAGAAUAGUGGUGGUAUAAUCACUUGAUAUCAUGUGCCAUUUCCAAGAGUUUCAAGUUGAGUCCCUAAAUAUUGUUGUAAUAUGUCUCUGUUUAAUAGAUUAGGCAGCUGCACAAAACAAUAAUUAGAUUUAGAUUUAAUGAUUAGAUUCAGUGUCAGAUUUAGGCUUGAUUUGUGUAAUUAUGUGAAUGAGACAGUUCAUAUAUAAAGGUAUAAAGAUAUACUACUACA
Molecule: messenger RNA, 3127 nt
Organism: Clupea harengus (Atlantic herring)
Lineage: Eukaryota; Metazoa; Chordata; Actinopteri; Clupeiformes; Clupeidae
Product: protein-glutamine gamma-glutamyltransferase 2-like
Exons: 13
Coding region: 149-2266 (705 amino acids)
Biological process (GO): peptide cross-linking
Cellular component (GO): mitochondrion
Molecular function (GO): protein-glutamine gamma-glutamyltransferase activity
Source: RefSeq, a predicted model, not a curated record